AUGAGCACCUUAGCCCCUCAGGGCGUUGCGAAGAGACUUUCUGAGAAUGGAUUGAUAGCAGUGACUUGGGUUGGUGCUGUCUUGGGCGUCGUCUUCGCCAGUGUCCGCAUAGGAAUUCGCCUCAGACGGAUGAAACGCCUCCUCGCCGACGAUUACUUUGUCCUUGCGGCUCUCGCCUUCCUCAUCACCAACGCAGCUCUCCAGACGGUACAGGCGCCGCAUCUCUACUACAUGCUGUUGAACAAAGGAGGUCCUGAUAUGCGCUACCACGCCACUUUGUACAUACGCUACGAGUUUGUGAUUAUCGGUAUCUUCUGGUCGGUCUUGUGGUGUAUCAAGGGCUCAUUCCUGGCGCUGUUCUGGAUAAUCUCGGAUGGACUGCCGCAGUAUCGGUGCGCGUGGUGGGGGAUCUCGAUCUUUACGGUGUUGACGUACAUCGGUUGUUGGCUGGGCUCGGUGCUGAACUGUCAUCCUCCCUCGAAUUAUUUCAAACUUGGAAAAUGCACCAAGCCAAUCGAUAUCCAGGCUUCGUUGAUCUCAAUCUGUUAUAGCACGGCUGUUGAUAUCAGCACUGAUUUGAUGAUCAUGUACUUCCCUCUGCGCAUCCUGUGGAAAACCAAGAUGAACCUCCGCCAGAAACUCGGUCUGGCCACCGUCUUCUGUCUCGCUUUUAUCAUCAUCGCUGCGUCCAUUGUUCGCGCCGUCGCUAUCACCGGCAAGUCAUACUCGGAUCAGGCCGCUCUGUCCGUCUGGAGUAUCGCCGAAUCUUCCAUCUCAAUGAUCGUUGGAUGCCUCCCCCCCUUCAAGACCUUCGUUUCUGGAAAUAACAGCAGCGCGAACUACAACUACAACUAUAACUCGUCAAGGCUUGCUGGGAACAACUACGAUCGCUCCUCCGCCCGAAUCAAGAGACGCUCUGUCACCACGGGCAGCUGGAGUGAAUUGCCUAUACCCCUGCAGGAAAGAAGCCGGAAUACAUACCAGAACCUGGAAUAUGGGGCACAAAGAAAGAAUGAUGUGCAUAUCGUCACGGGAGGUGUCUCACCUUCAGACCACUCUCGAUUGAGCAUAUCGGAGGAUGGGUCUGGACAUAAUGAAAUUAGAAUGGUCAAGGAGUUUUGUGGUAACCUCAAAAUAAAGCAUGUUUUGAAUGUCAGUCUGUGA
Molecule: messenger RNA, 1164 nt
Organism: Aspergillus clavatus NRRL 1
Lineage: Eukaryota; Fungi; Ascomycota; Eurotiomycetes; Eurotiales; Aspergillaceae
Exons: 5
Coding region: 1-1164 (387 amino acids)
Source: RefSeq, a predicted model, not a curated record